CCCGGCCGCCGGCACUCGAAGCCCGCAGACACUCGCAGCGACAUGCCUACCUGUCCGGAGCUAUUCCACCGACCCACGCUGGAUUUUACUCACGCUUCUGGGUGAUACCGACGCACACACACACAACUCUGACAGGAUUUCCCGGGACCGGCUGAUAUUUAACCUUCAUUUCUUUCGUCUUUUGUUCAACGUGAAAGCUGAUUCAAGCUGCGUGAAAACGGCUUUAGGAGACAGGCUCGUGCCAUGCUAUUUGACUUUUGAGCCUGAGCCUUUUGUACCCGUGUCCUGUGUGUGAAGCGGAGCCGCUUUCCAGUCAUGAGGAGAAGCUCUCACGUCCUGCCCUUCGGUGUGCUCGCUGCCCUGCUGCUGUCUCAGGUCUGCUCCGGCAUCCGAUGGCUAGCGCUGUCGCACACGCCAGCAUCAACAUACAUCAACCAGACUCAGCACUGUAAACUGCUGCCCGGCUUGGUGUCCUCCCAGGCACAGCUGUGUCGCAGCAACCUGGAGCUCAUGCAGACCAUCAUCCAAGCUGCCCGCGAAGUCAAGAAAACAUGUCAGAAGACCUUUGCUGACAUGCGCUGGAACUGCUCAUCAAUUGACAUCCCCAUCGAUGCCCCGAAGUACCGGCCAGACCUCGACCGAGGAACGAGGGAGGCUGCAUUUGUCUAUGCCCUGUCUGCGGCUACCAUUAGCCACACCAUAGCACGGGCAUGCACAUCGGGAGAUUUGCGGUUGUGCUCCUGUGGUCCAAUUCCCUCAGAGAUUCCAGAACCCGGGUAUCGGUGGGGCGGCUGUGCUGAUAAUCUGCACUACGGACUGAUCAUGGGUUCCAAGUUCUCUGAUGCUCCAAUGAAGAUGAAGCGGGCUGGCUCCCACGCCAACAAACUUAUGCACCUACACAACAGUGAAGUUGGGAGACAAGUAUUGAGAGAGGCACUUGUGAUGAAGUGUAAAUGCCACGGCGUAUCAGGAUCCUGCUCAAUACGGACCUGCUGGAGAGGCCUACAAGACCUGAGAGAAAUUGCCAUGGACCUAAAGACCAAAUACCUGUCUGCCACCAAAGUGGUUCACCGGCCCAUGGGGACUCGCAAGCAGCUGGUUCCCAAAGACAUUGAUAUCAGGCCAGUGAGAGAGAAUGAGCUGGUAUACCUACAAAGCUCACCGGACUUCUGCACCAAGAAUGAAAAACAGGGUUCCGUUGGCACACAGGACAGGCAAUGCAACAAAACCUCGGUGGGCAGUGACAGCUGUGACCUGAUGUGCUGCGGUCGCGGGUACAACCCCUACACUGAGAAGCUGGUGGAGCGCUGCCACUGCAAGUACCACUGGUGUUGCUACGUCACCUGCAAGAAGUGCGAGCGGAUGGUGGAGCGAUACGUCUGCAAAUGAGUCGCUGUCGCUGCCGGACCCCACCGGCAGUUCUCUGCAUGUACCCAGCCACCUGAGGCCAGAGAUUAAACAAAAGCACUACAGUACCAAGAGGGCUUACUCUUGUCUUAAGGUUUAGCAUGUGUAUUUCAACAAGAAGCGGGAUAUUCUCGUGUCACUAUAAUAUUUGUAUCCAUUCUCCAAACCGCUGGUUGGCGUUUUUAACUUUUUUCUUCACAAACCGUAACGUGGAGUUUUACGUGAAGACCGCCGUCCUCCUGGGUAUUUUCUUUUCUUUCUUGAUGGUUUUAAAUCUCUCCAGCUGGGAUAAAGAAAGUCUAUUUUAUUAUAUCUCUGAUGAAAGAAAUUAUAUUUGAUUUUAUGCUGGACGUGGGGAGUUGUAUUUUCUCUUCACUACACAGAAACUGUUUGGCUUCUUUCCACAAAAAACAAAGGGUUCUGAUGGAUCCCUGAAACCCGUGUGGUAUUUUGAACGGUACGAUUGAUGGUUUUUUCCCUCCGCAGUAACGGACUUGAGGAAAAGUGAACACAAAGGGAAUGGAAGUCGAGUGCUUUUCCAACUUGGAAACGUUUUGUGGUUGAAAGUUGGGACUCUCACUGUGUGUGGAUCUUCACACGGGUCAAACCUGCAUCCCUGUGGAUUGUUCAACCCCAUCGAAAAAGAACUGUUUGCUUUGUGAAAUGGUGCAUUAUCUCCUUUAUGUCUGACAUACAGGCAGUAAAAAAAAUUCUAUUCUCAGAGCUGAACUCAAGGAUUUUGUAAACCACUUUUGUGUGGAUGUACAUACUGUUAUUUUGUAUACUGAAAUAAAGAAGUAUUUAUAAAAUAUGAAA
Messenger RNA from Thalassophryne amazonica, 2223 nucleotides. RefSeq names its product wingless-type MMTV integration site family, member 11 (gene wnt11). Gene Ontology annotation, molecular function: frizzled binding; cytokine activity. The transcript has 6 exons. Gene Ontology annotation, biological process: cell fate commitment; canonical Wnt signaling pathway; neuron differentiation. The coding region runs from base 316 to 1389 and encodes 357 amino acids. The record is from RefSeq and is a predicted model, not a curated record. Lineage: Eukaryota; Metazoa; Chordata; Actinopteri; Batrachoidiformes; Batrachoididae. Gene Ontology annotation, cellular component: extracellular region.